Molecule: messenger RNA, 2257 nt
Organism: Coniophora puteana RWD-64-598 SS2
Lineage: Eukaryota; Fungi; Basidiomycota; Agaricomycetes; Boletales; Coniophoraceae
Exons: 6
Coding region: 132-1874 (580 amino acids)
Biological process (GO): maintenance of cell polarity; exocytosis; endocytosis
Cellular component (GO): intracellular membrane-bounded organelle; membrane; cytosol
Molecular function (GO): sterol binding
Source: RefSeq, a predicted model, not a curated record
CUCCUACCACCAACCACAGCACACGUACACCCUCCCCGUCACCCACCGCACCCCUUUCUUUCUCUACUUACUACCUUUCUCCCUCUAAUACCCUCCUUUACGGCCCUACCACACCCCCAUCGAUCGCACCAAUGGCCACCCAGGACAAGGCCACCAUCAACAACACGCCCGAGGCCGCCGUGGAAGACGAGGCUCCCGCGAUCUCCGUACCCGACGCUGGUGACUCUGGCGAGGGUGGCAAGCUCAAGAUGAUAAGCCAGCUGGUCAAGAAGUCCCUUGGCGUCAAGGACAUAGCUGCCAUGCGUCUCUCCCUCCCGGCCUCGCUUCUAGAGCCCAUACCAAACCUCGAGUACUGGCACUACCUCGAUAGGCCUGAUCUCUUCGCCGCCAUCAACGACUCCAACGAUGCUUUUGAGCGCAUGCUCGCCGUCGUUCGUUUCACAUUCACCAAGGACCUCAAAUUCGUCCACGGCAAGGUCUGCAAGCCAUACAACUCCGUCCUUGGCGAGCACUUCCGCGCGCACUGGGACGUCCCGCCCGUCCAAUACCCCUCGGACCCCACGCAACCGCCUAUCGUACGCACCCAUGUUGUGCACGGCACCACCGGAGGUACAGCUAUCACUGGGGGCAGCACCAUGUCUGUCCCGAUCCCGAGCGAGACUUUGAGCGUGCGCAGCGGCCGGUCGUCCAAGAGCACACGUUCCGCGCUCAGCCUGCGCAACACCAAGUCUGCGACGUCCCCUUCCACCGCCGCCACCUCCCCGCUGCCCGCGUCUGGCGCGCUGGACCCGAGCCUGCCCGGGCAGAUGUCCUCGCUGAGCCUCGGCGAAGGUGAAGACGCGGCCGCGGAGGGGGAAGACACGGUGCGGAUCACGUAUCUGACCGAGCAGGUGUCACACCAUCCGCCCGUUUCCGCGUACCACGCUGCGUGCCCCGAGCGCGGCGUCGAGCUGUGCGGGAUCGACCAGAUCAGCGCCAAGAUCUCGGGGACGGCGGUGCGCGUCGCGCCCGGCGCGUUUAACCGCGGUGUGUUCGUGCGCAUCACGGACGGCGCGGGCAAGGGCGAGAAGUAUCACAUUACGCAUCCCAUCGCGAGCGUGAACGGGAUUCUGAGGGGUAGCUUCUAUAUUACGGUUGGGGAUUCGACGAUUGUGACGUGCACGGGCGGAGAGGGAAGGGAGGCGGCGAAUUUGAGGGCGGUGAUUGAGUAUAAGGAGGAGUCGUGGAUUGGUAAAUCGCGCUUCCUCGUCGAGGCCGUCAUCCACACGUACGACCCGCGCGGCACCGAGCACGAGGCGUGGACCAAGGUGAAGCACGUGCCGCAGUCGCGCGUGCUCGCUGUGUUCGACGGCUGCUGGCGCACGCACAUCCGCUGGAAACGCGUCGCCAACUUCUCCCCUCCGUCGCCUUCCUCCUCCUCCUCGUCCACGCCCUCGGGCGGCUCGUCGUCGUCGUCCGCGACCUCGUCCGCGUCGACGUCCCCUUCCCCCGGCGCGGGCACGUCGACGACGUCGCUCCAGGGCGAGGCGGACUGGGCGCCGCUGGUGGACCUUGCGAGUCUACACGUUGUGCCGAAGCGCGUGCGGCCGCUGGGUAAGCAGGAUGAAUAUGAGAGUCGGAAGCUUUGGGAGCCUGUGACGAGCCGGCUGGUGAAGAAGGAGUAUGGCGAGGCGACGAAGCAUAAGCUUGCGAUUGAGCAGAGGCAGCGGGAUAGGGCUGCGGAGAGGAAGAGGGUCGGUGAGGAGUUCGUGCCGAAGUACUUUGAGGAAGAUAUCACCACGGGCGAGCCGGUCCUCACCGACGCGGGGCGUAAAGCGCUCGAGGAAGAGCUCGCCGAGGAGGAGGACGGGCCUGCUGUCGCUGAGUCUUCGUGAUGCACUCUCGACCGCUCACCAUACUAGGAGGCGUUAUGGUGUUCAGCUGCUCGUCUUAAUUGGGUUGCGGUGCGGAUGCACGGUAGAUGUAGCUAUAGUGACGAAUUACAUACGAUGGUUAUGGACGGUUAUGAGUGAGGUGGGCAUGGUGGUGGUCUUAAUGGAUAGUGAUGUAGAUGGCGAGAUGGUGGUGGUGGGUCGUUGGUGGUGGAUGGUGGGUAGGGAUGGUGGAAGUGGAUAACGAGGAUGAGGACGAGGAUUCAGGAAGACUAGAGUUUUGGUUAGGUUUCGGUGGAAGGACGCAUGAUGUAUAAUAUUACGCGCAUACAUUCACUUUGACGGUUUGUUCUUCAAUCAUUUGGACAUGUGUCAAGGUCUUUCGC